Molecule: messenger RNA, 1134 nt
Organism: Candida albicans SC5314
Lineage: Eukaryota; Fungi; Ascomycota; Pichiomycetes; Serinales; Debaryomycetaceae
Product: palmitoyltransferase
Exons: 1
Coding region: 1-1134 (377 amino acids)
Biological process (GO): protein targeting to membrane; peptidyl-L-cysteine S-palmitoylation
Cellular component (GO): endoplasmic reticulum; Golgi apparatus
Molecular function (GO): protein-cysteine S-palmitoyltransferase activity
Source: RefSeq, a predicted model, not a curated record
AUGGCUACCAAUAAUAACAAUAAUAACGGCAACCCCAUCCUCAGAUCUUUGGAAACAUCUUGUUGCUUUUUAGCAACUUUGUUUCCCAAAGUGUUUUGUACAUUAGUUUUAACAUGGUCAUUAUAUGUUCUAUUAUUUAUUAUUCCAAAUUAUAUCAAAUCUUCGUUGAAUUCCACAAUAUUAAAUAUAAUUGGUAUAACAUUAUAUGUGCUAUGUAUUAUCUCCUAUUAUAAAAUCAUUUUAAUUGGACCUGGAUCUCCAUUAGAUUAUCCAGAAUUAAGAAUCAACGAUUUGAAUAGAAUGAUUAAUGAAAAUCCAUAUAAUAAUAAUAACAAUGAUGAAGAACCAGGAGAUUUACCACCAGAAUCAAUGAUAAUACAUACCAUGAAAGUUAAUGGCAAUCAAGGGUAUAGGUAUUGUACGAAAUGUUCUGUAUGGAAACCGGAUAGAUCUCAUCAUUGUUCAUCAUCAGGGAAAUGUAUAUUAAAGAUGGAUCAUUAUUGUCCUUGGUUUUCCACUUGCAUUGGGUUUCAUAAUUAUAAAUUUUUCAUUCAAUUCUUGAGUUAUGUUGCCAUUUAUUGUUGGUUUUUAUUUAUUAUUAGUGGUAAAAUACUAUAUAAUUUUAUUACCGAGGGGUUAUUUGAAGAUGAAAUCUUAUCACUUAAUUUAGUUGCUGUUUUGAUUCUUUCAUUUGCAUUUGCUAUUGCUGUUAGUGUAUUUGCCAUGUUUCUGAUUUAUUUAUGUUGUAAAAAUUUAACAACUAUUGAGUUUCAAGAAAAACGUUGGAAUUAUCGUGGUCAAGCAAAUGAUGAAAGAUUCAAUUAUGAAUUUGAUAAUAAUGGUAAACGUAAGAAAAUAAAUACAAAUAUUUUUGAUUUAGGAAUUAUGGAAAAUUGGAAACUGGUUAUGGGUCCAAAUUGGAUAACUUGGAUAUUACCAAUAACAGUUACUGUCACCGCCAAUACAAAAUCUAUGAUAUCUCAAGAUGAAUUUAAUAAUGGAGUUAAUUUUAAAGUUAAUGAAGAAAUAUAUGCCAAAUAUCUUCAUAAUGCAGAAUUACAACAACAAUUGAAUCAACAAUUGUCUAGUUAUAAAGAUAGAUUAAGAAGAGAACGUCAAGCAAAUAUAGUGUAA